Molecule: messenger RNA, 627 nt
Organism: Odontomachus brunneus
Lineage: Eukaryota; Metazoa; Arthropoda; Insecta; Hymenoptera; Formicidae
Exons: 2
Coding region: 1-417 (138 amino acids)
Source: RefSeq, a predicted model, not a curated record
AUGUUGCUACGCUGCAUCAAUAUGAAGCAUUCUGAAGAGCUGAUCGAUCGAGUUCGAGACGUUCACAGGAUCGUCAGACGUCUCGAUAAGGUCUCCAGCUAUGCGACGGUGGUGAAGCCGCGUUCUUAUCUAUUGACAGCGUACUUGAAUGUCAUCUGGGGCCGCAAGUCAGCCGGGCGAUUUUAUCUGCGAAAAGCACGGAGACUCGCGAGCGCACAAGGAAAUAAGCUCGUCGAGGCGUGGAGUAUACAGAACGAGAGGACGUGGACUCCAAAGAUCUACAACAAUAUGGCGCGCUACUGGUUGGAGUACGUAGAAUCGCCGGACUUUGUAGCUUGGCAGUACAUUCACAACUUCAGUGUCAACGUAUGGUCCACGAUACUUUGCCCUUUACCGAUACCGGAUACGCAUUUGUAGCAAGGAAUCUGAAAGCGUGAUUGUACGCAUGUAGGUAAUACUACAUACGUUCGUCAGGUUCCUUCGCGGUUCUCAAUUUGUAAUGUUAGUCAAGUUCAGUUACUGAUAAUGUUAUAUUUUUUUCUCGUGAAUAGUCGCAUUAUCAACGAAAUGUCCAUGAUUUGACUAUUUCAUUUGUAUACUUGACGUUAAAGUAUUUCCUCCAUAAGA